CUCAACUGUUUAUAUAUAUAUAUAUGUAUUUAUUAUUUUUCUCUGAUCAGCUUUCAUAAAUUAUUCUCACCACCCCAACUCCCAAGCCCAACUUUCUCUUCCUUCAAGUACAUAUCAUCACAUCACCUCUCUUUGUCUUUCAUUUCAAGUUGAAACUCAUGACAGCAAUGAAGCAAAGCUCUCAGAACUCCAGUACUCAUCUUCUUCUCUUUCUCUUCAUGCUUCUCUUGAUUUCUUAUUCCUCAAAAUUAUCUGCAGCCACUUUCUUGGUAACCAAACAUGAUGGAAUACAAGAGGAACAAACACUCAAAGAAAUGACUAUUACUACUACUAGUACUGAGGGUACAUUUGAAGAGUUGGAAAGGAGUGAAUCAGUUGAUGAGUUGAUGGGAUUGGAGGACUGUGGAAAGGAAGGUGAUGAUGAUGAUGAUGAAGAAUGUUUAAAGGGAAGGAUUAUUGCUGAGGCUCACUUGGACUACAUCUACACCCAACAUCAAAAGCCUUGAAAUAUUUAUAUAUAUAUAUAUAUUUAUAUGAUUAUUACCUUUUUCUUUAUAAGUAUUUAUUAAUUAGUUAGCUAGCCAUGUUAUCAGGUAUAAUUACUUCCCACCUUUUCCUUUAUUCCCUUAACUAGCUUUGAAAAAAGUGUAUUCUAUAAUUAAUAUUUAGGAGUGUUAUUAAUAACUUAAUUAGGUUUAUUUAAGGUUGUGUACUAAAUUUGUAACUUUGGUUUAGGCAUGAUGUUAUAUAUUGUGCUAUAAACGAAGUGUAAACUUUAUAUAUAUAUAUAUAUAAUUAAUGUUAAAAAAAUAUGUUAUAUAAUGAA
Humulus lupulus (European hop) is the source of this 826-nucleotide messenger RNA. RefSeq names its product phytosulfokines 2-like. Gene Ontology annotation, cellular component: extracellular region. Lineage: Eukaryota; Viridiplantae; Streptophyta; Magnoliopsida; Rosales; Cannabaceae. The transcript has 3 exons. Gene Ontology annotation, molecular function: growth factor activity. Gene Ontology annotation, biological process: cell population proliferation. The coding region runs from base 159 to 506 and encodes 115 amino acids. The record is from RefSeq and is a predicted model, not a curated record.